AUGAUAGGGCGUUCACUUGAGAGGAUGUUCGAUAUCAGUCGUGUAGCACACACCAGACCGAAUAUGCGCUGGCGCGUCGCUCUUCUCGUCGCUAUAGCCUGCUUUUUAACAAUUCAGGCAUGUGAACCAGGUGAAAUGCAAAAUGGGUGCAAAAUAUUUGGAACGGCGUGCACGUGUGGGUACGGGUGCAAAACUGAGUUUAUAUAUAGAACGAGGAGAGCCUGCCUCAACGCUUUGUGGGAACGGAGUUCAAACGUAUGCUCCCGACUACCGUGUUCGAGAGGAAUAUGCACGCAGACGGCGCAAGACCCAGGGUUUGCCUGCAAAUGCGAGGGCACCGGGUUCUAUGGACAGCGAUGUGAAAAAGCAUGUCCUACAGUUGCAGUACAUGGCCUGGUGUUCCCACAUGAGUGCAUCGUUAUU
This is a messenger RNA of Brenthis ino (lesser marbled fritillary), 423 nucleotides long. The record is from the annotation of a GenBank genome assembly. Lineage: Eukaryota; Metazoa; Arthropoda; Insecta; Lepidoptera; Nymphalidae.